Messenger RNA from Mugil cephalus (flathead mullet), 1052 nucleotides. RefSeq names its product putative C-type lectin domain family 20 member A. Bases 147 to 1052 code for a protein of 301 amino acids. The record is from RefSeq and is a predicted model, not a curated record. Lineage: Eukaryota; Metazoa; Chordata; Actinopteri; Mugiliformes; Mugilidae. The transcript is spliced from 4 exons.
CUAAUACUCUUCCGUACUUUUAGUUGAAACGUGGUAUUUUUACACUUGUGCUUAAGACCUGAUGACGUCUGCCACCACCACCAAAAAAUAAUAACGUCACAACAUUUGUCAGUUCAAGUCUGAGGGGAGCUUCGCAGCAGUCCAUCAUGAAACGGGCGGCUGUUGUCAUGGCGGUGGUCAUGUCAGGACUGUGUCUCCUGCCUGCCUGUUUUCCUCACGACUACAUCAUUGUACAGACUGAAAAGAAUAUAAAGGACGCUCGGGAGUACUGCAGAAAUAAAUACACUGACCUGGCUGUCGUACAAAGCAAGGAACAUUUGGACAAACUCAUGAAACUUACAGGGUUAAACUCCUUCUGGAUCGGGCUCAACAGAGACACUGACGCGUGGACGUGGUCUCUGGAAGAUGAGACCUAUUAUGGUGAAGGAGAUACUAAGUUCCCCAUGUGGGAAGACGGCUACCCCAUAGACCACACCAACUAUAAAUCCUGUGUGAUGAUGGCCCAAAACGGAAAAUGGAAGGAUGAUUUGUGUGGUAACAUCCACAACUUCAUCUGCUACAAAAAUAGUACAGAGGGAACAUCAGAAACUUCACCCAGCUUCAUCCGUGUGAAUACUCUGAUGACUUGGGAUGCAGCUAGGGCCUACUGCAGGAACAACUACAUUGACUUGGCCAGUGUGAGGAACCAGACUGAGAAUGAUCAGAUAAAGAACAUGGCCAGCAACUCAUGGAUCGGCUUCUACAGGAACUCUUGGAGGUGGUCGGAUGGGAGCGAGGAUGUAUUUGAUAACUGGUUGCCUGAGACCCCUAGUUCUGACUUGGAUGCUUCUUGUGUUGCUAUCUACACUGGUAAAUGGGCAAACUCUCGUUGCAUAAACACGAGACCCUUUGUCUGUUACAAUCGCAGAACAGAAAUGAAAGUGGUGAAGGUGGGGCUGAAGAAAGCUGGCCCCUCUGUGGACAUGGAGGAACUGGGUGAAGAGAUCUUGAACAUGGUGAGGAUUCCCAAAUAUCAAGCACAAACCGGACGGUUGAUUCCGGAGAGGCCUUAA